Molecule: messenger RNA, 315 nt
Organism: Trichosporon asahii var. asahii CBS 2479
Lineage: Eukaryota; Fungi; Basidiomycota; Tremellomycetes; Trichosporonales; Trichosporonaceae
Exons: 2
Coding region: 1-315 (104 amino acids)
Source: RefSeq, a predicted model, not a curated record
AUGGUACGUAUCGAGGAAAAAGGUAUUGACCUGGAGAGGCGCUCUCACGCAGUUUGUGCCUUCGACGCCAUGAGACCCUUGCACACCGCGUAUGCCAUGUGCUCUGACGGGGCGAAUGGUGCAAAGGCUGCGGUCACGCGGACUCGAUACGGGGACUGUGGCUCCACUACUCCGCACGAAAGAACGCACGGAGGUCACACUCUUCCUUCCGCUCUCCAAGUCCGGGAGCCGAACAAGCAAAAGCUCGGUGUCGAGGAACGUGAGACGGCCACGGAACCUGUGACCAUGUUUGCUCGGUUUGAAGUUGUCCGAUGA